AUGGUCCACAAAAUCCUCUUCUGGUCCGGCUUCGGCGUCGCGGUCCGCCUCUGGCAACUAGGCAUUGAAAUGCGUCCUUUUUUCAAUAAAGAAUCUCUCUGGGCCUACCCCGUCUUCGCCGCUGCGGGAGGCAGUUUCGGCUACUGGUUGACUGGCGUGUCAGCGCGGCAGAACGCAAUACUGGCUGAGCGGAAAAAGAACCUUUUGGACAAGAGGAGGAGGCGGGCGGAGAGGGAAGGAACGAGCGAGGAGACGAGGAUUGCACAGGGUGGUGUGCACGAGAAGCCAGUGGGGACCGGAGGGAGUGACGGAGCUGAUAUGAUGUGA
This is a messenger RNA of Letharia columbiana, 327 nucleotides long. RefSeq lists its product as uncharacterized. The transcript has 2 exons. NCBI's taxonomy places the organism in Eukaryota, Fungi, Ascomycota, Lecanoromycetes, Lecanorales, Parmeliaceae. The coding region runs from base 1 to 327 and encodes 108 amino acids. The record is from RefSeq and is a predicted model, not a curated record.